UAGAUUUGACGUAAGUUAUCAGUUAUCACAUGACCUGAGGGGCGAAAAGGUUAUGUUCUGUGGUUAUAUUUAUGCAACAAAAUCCAACAAUACAGGUGAUAUUAUGUCGCCAGUAGUAAGAAAAGACACUUUCUGUCGUGAAAUGGAAUGCUUAACUGCUUUUCUCUCAAAAUAUAAGCUAAACCAGGACGUCAAUUCGUGAAUAUUUUGACAACAUUUUCGCAAAUCGGACAAUUUUGUAUAAAAACGUGCACAAAUGUAAAGUCUGCACUCAUCUUAUGCAAUUACUUUCCCCAAUGGUAAACCACAACACCGCAACAUCUUUUGACUGUGAAAAUUCCAAAAUAGAAACUUACUUCUGCAAAGAUUGCAACUUCCACACAGAACUAAACCUCCUCCUCAAGCAACACAUUAACGAACAUCACAACGUUAAAAAUGGAAGUGAAGCUUCAUCAAACCGAUACAGAAUUCAAAGAUAUAAUUGCAAAAAAUGCAACUUUGAGACACAUUUUGUACUUAAUUGGCUCCAACACACAACAAAAUGUUUGGUAAAUCCAGCAGUAAUGAAAGCAACUGAAAGAAAUUUUCUCGCGUGGCACAGUUGUGCUCAAUGCAAGUUCAAGACCCAAUUUAAAUCAAAUUUAGCGAGGCAUAAAAUUCUGAAACACUCUGGCGACGACGAAGUACCUUGGUAUCGGUGCACAGAGUGCCCAUACAAAGCUAAACUGAAAAGUCUUUUAAAGCAACACUUAUACGCUCGGCAUAUGGACGAAGACGUCGUUAAAAAAUUCCAGUGUAAAGAGUGUCCGUACCACGCUACAAGUAACGUUCACUUAAAAAGACACAUAACUGCGAGACAUUUAAAUGAACAGGACAUCACGUGGUACGAAUGUGACAAGUGUCCCUACAAAGCUAAAGGACACUAUCGUUUAAAAGAACACAUAAUUACGAAGCAUUUCGACGAAAAAGACAUCAAGUGGUACGAAUGUGAAGAGUGCCCAUUCAAAGCUAAACAAAAGUCGGCUUUGAAAAGCCACAUAAACGCGCGACAUAUGGACGAAGACGACAUCAAGUGGUACGAAUGCAAACAGUGCCCAUACAAAGCUAAGAAAACGUACAAUUUAAAACAACAUAUAAAUGUACACCAUUCGGGGGAGCGAGAUACAAAGUGGUACGAAUGUGGAAAUUGUCCAUACAAAAGCAAAUUUAACUUUGCUUUGAAAAAACACGUGAAUUCGCUACAUGCGGAUAAACUGAGUGUCACGUGGUACAGAUGUGAUAGCUGCUCGUACAAAGCUAAGUCAAGCUCGACUUUAAAAGCCCACUUGAUUGCACGUCAUCUGGAUGACAAGGAUAUUAAGUGGUUCGAAUGUAAAAUGUGUCCAUAUAAAGGAAAAAGAAAUUCGCAUUUAAGGAGGCAUGUACUAGCACGUCAUUCAAAUGAACAGGAUAUUACAUGUUUGAAGAUAAACACGAUUUUGUGAUAUUUAUAUUUUCACGUGUCAUCUUGUAAAUAAAUACGUUAAAUUA
Messenger RNA from Zophobas morio, 1530 nucleotides. RefSeq names its product zinc finger Y-chromosomal protein-like. NCBI's taxonomy places the organism in Eukaryota, Metazoa, Arthropoda, Insecta, Coleoptera, Tenebrionidae. Gene Ontology annotation, biological process: regulation of transcription by RNA polymerase II. Gene Ontology annotation, molecular function: RNA polymerase II transcription regulatory region sequence-specific DNA binding; DNA-binding transcription factor activity, RNA polymerase II-specific. The transcript is spliced from 2 exons. The coding region runs from base 279 to 1484 and encodes 401 amino acids. The record is from RefSeq and is a predicted model, not a curated record.